GUCGCAAUCUGCCCCCUCUUCGCAGUGCCGCCUCCGCUGCACCUCUCGUCGCGAUCUGCCUCCUCUUCGCAGUGCCGCCUCCGCUGCACCGCUCGUCGCAAUUUGCCUGCCCUUCACCAUACCUCCCUCUCUUCACCGCCCCACCUCCAUCGCAAUCUGCGUACCCCGCUAGCCGCGUGCUCUCCUCGCCGUAUACACGUCCUCUCUGCCGUACCUCGUCGCAAUCUGCAUAACUACCGCAUCUCCUCCAUUGCGACUUUGCGAAGGGUAAUCGAUACGGCACGAGCGAAGAGAUAGAGGUCCCGAGCGAGGUACUACAAACUGGCCGUAAAGCGAACUUAGAAAAGACGCGGAGCAGAAGAGCGGGAAAGCCUAACCUGUACAAAGGAGUAAGAGCACGGAGCGCGCUCGUCAAUUCGCGUGCAGUAGUAGAGCCGCGAAGAAUGAGUCGUACGACACAAAUCGGAGUGAUAUCUAGCUUGCCUGCAACUGUCGCGGCAAGGUCAACAUUGUACUUACAAGGCCGCCGCGGAGCUGACCCGCCCGUACGAGUGCUCCGGAUCGUUUUCCGUAACAGUUGCGAGUUUCGGCUCCGAUUGGCUCGCAAUUGUCGCGGCGAGUGCGGUGCAUGUGUGGGAGAGCGCCGCGGAGCGGUCCCGGCCGGAGCAACCCGGCGAAACGCGCAUAGAGCGCUAGGUAGUCUAUAUAUCUAACUACUAAGAUAAAACUAAGUUUUACUUAGAAAAAAAA
Molecule: messenger RNA, 750 nt
Organism: Neohortaea acidophila
Lineage: Eukaryota; Fungi; Ascomycota; Dothideomycetes; Mycosphaerellales; Teratosphaeriaceae
Exons: 1
Coding region: 444-713 (89 amino acids)
Source: RefSeq, a predicted model, not a curated record